This is a messenger RNA of Dromaius novaehollandiae (emu), 927 nucleotides long. RefSeq names its product PHD finger protein 7-like. The record is from RefSeq and is a predicted model, not a curated record. The transcript is spliced from 9 exons. Gene Ontology annotation, cellular component: nucleus. The annotation marks the transcript as partial. Lineage: Eukaryota; Metazoa; Chordata; Aves; Casuariiformes; Dromaiidae.
CCAGAGUGUGUGCUGUGUCGCCGUGCCCACUCUGAGCCGGAUGUCUACGGGCAGACGUGCCAGGAGGACGGCCUCUGCGCACAUGAGUUUUAUCCUGCCAAGGGGCUUUUCCAGAGAGGCACCGACGGAGAGGGAUUCUGCCGGUUCCUCCCUGGGGAUAUCAGGCGGGUAGUGAAGCGGGCAGCUCGGAAGUCGCAGUUCUUUGGGGAGUACAGGUCGUUGUGCUGGGAGCAUCGCCCAGAGCAGACAGUGGAGACGCACCAGGAUGGGGACACCACGUGCAUCAUCUGCAUGGAGCCUGUGGAGGACAGGACCUCCUACAGCACCAUGGUGUGCCCCUUCUGCAAGCACGCCUGGUUCCACCGUGGCUGCAUCCAGGGACAAGCUCUGCGGUCUGGCUUCAGCAACUUCAGGUGCCCGCAGUGCAAAGACGGGGACAGUUUCCCAGCAGAGAUGUUGCGCUUGGGUAUCCGAAUCCCCAUCAGAAGGCUGGCUCGUGAGGAGGAGGAGGAGGAGGAGAACUUUGCAGACCUCUUCGAAACGUACAGCCGCUGCGAUGCCAGCCAGUGCCUCUACAGGGGAGGCAGGGAGCAGUCAGAAGAGGAGGGCCCAUGGCAGCUGCUGCUGUGCUCCUCGUGUGCUGCCAGUGGGACCCACCGCCAGUGCUCCUCCGUGCGGGAUGCCACGGGGCUGUGGGAGUGUGACGGCUGUGAAGGCCUGGAGAAGAUGAGGAAGGAGCAGCAAAAAUACAUCUUGCAGGACAAGAGCCUAACAGAAGCAGAAUCCCAGGCCCUGGAGACCAGGGAAAAAGUCUGCAGAAAGGAAGACUUUCCCUUGGUGGAGGACGACUGGGUUAAGGAUCCCUUAAGCAAACUGGACACCCACAAAUCCACGGGCCCUGAUGGGAUACACACCCACGAGUGCUGA